AUGUCGGUUGUUGUGCCUCGAAGUGCAUCUAACGAUUCACAACAGCAACCAGCAAAGGGCUCAAGCACAACUAAAUCACGAUCUGUUCUCUUUGUGGUGCUGCAGCUACUUAUUUGUGUAGCUUUGGUGGUAAAUCUAUGUGCAAUUUUUACUGAAGUUUCUUUUUUGACACCGGAAUUGACGACUGAGAAUCGAGUCCAACAUUUAUUAAAAGCAGCAGAAGAAGCGUCUCCAAUUUUCGCAACUGACAAUGAAACACUUUUAAGUAAUGCCAGUUACUAUCCCGAAGAAAUAUUUGAAGUGGACUGGAGUCGCGAAAUUAAAGAAAGCGAUCUUUUACAUGAAAAUGCACUUCAUCGAGCGUGUGUGACACAUAAACACAGUGUCAUUCCAUGGCUAUUUGGAUAUAAUGGACCUGACAAAGUUGAAGAGCUUAGCGUGAUUGUAAAUCGCAGUGAUCCCAUGCUGCUUGAGAAACUUCGAGAAUGCCCAGACGUCGAUCUUUUUCUACCUCACCACUUGCGCAGUUUUGGUUACUGUGAAGAUGCAGCUGCGUAUACAAAAUUUCUAGGGUCACGUAUGUUGCCUCGAUGGGUGCUAGAAGUUAAGUUUAACGAUGUCAAACAUAAUCGUUCCAUCACAUACCAUGACUUAUGUCCACACACGCCUAUGCUUUUUUUUAAUCACUAUUGGGAGGGAGUUCCAGAUGCAGAUGACUGGCCAGCUACCAAAGCAUUAUACCUUAUGCCUAAUAUUGAAAUGUAUGAGCUCAAUGAAAGCCAUUACUGGCGAGCAAAUCUUAUUUUGUGCAAGACUGCACUAUGUGCAAGAUAUUUGAGAAAGUGGCUCCGUCAGCAAGGAAAUCCUCGAAAUACGCGUGUUGUAUAUACGCGCCAUACGACGACAAAUUUAGUAUUGACAGUCAAGAACGAAAGCCAAAAUCACAAGGUGCUAACAAAAAAUUUCGCAAACGUGUCUUUCUUACACACGACAGGCAAGAGUAUCCAAAAAGGAACGCGACAAGUAUUGGAUUGCUGGCUUAAACAACCGGAUUUUCCACGGCUAGACUUUUACAUCGACCAAGAACUGUACAAUAGCUCGUUCUAUGACUACGAUCGGCGCAUUAACAAAAGCAGCAACGUUUUAUUGCACACGGGUCAAUUAUCUGCUACCGACUUUGGACAUGUGAUCUCUCAGGGCCGGUAUUUCUUGUGUCCAAGUAUAAUGGAAGGCUAUGGACACUACAUUAAUCAAGCGAGAUCGGCAAAUGCUCUUAUAAUCACGACAAACGCAGCACCGAUGAAUGAGCUGAUUACACCCUCGUCUGGUGCUCUCGUCAACGCAAAAAUCAUUUCAUAUGGAGAGCAAUUUAUGGGUGGAAUUUCGAAGCGAAGGUAUGCACUUCGAAACAUAUCGGGACUUGUAGCAAAUUUUGGAAGUCACGAUGUGUGCGACACUGUCAUAAAUGUUCUGCACGAUACAACUCCAAGUGAGCGCGAACAACGUGCAAAGAAAGCAUUACAACAAUAUUACUUUGACACUGUUUUUUUCGCACACAAGAUGCGAGCAUUACGCGCUUUUUCACGUGCCAUACAUCAUCCAAGCUUACGUGGAAAACUUCAGAAAGGAAUGUCAUUCAUGAAUUAG
Molecule: messenger RNA, 1647 nt
Organism: Plasmopara halstedii
Lineage: Eukaryota; Oomycota; Peronosporomycetes; Peronosporales; Peronosporaceae
Exons: 2
Coding region: 1-1647 (548 amino acids)
Source: RefSeq, a predicted model, not a curated record